This is a messenger RNA of Penicillium riverlandense, 768 nucleotides long. Its product is annotated as alpha/beta hydrolase. The transcript has a single exon. The coding region runs from base 1 to 768 and encodes 255 amino acids. Lineage: Eukaryota; Fungi; Ascomycota; Eurotiomycetes; Eurotiales; Aspergillaceae. The record is from RefSeq and is a predicted model, not a curated record.
AUGUCAUCAACUACCAAACCGACUAUCGUUCUCGUGCACGGCGCAUGGCAUGGCUCGUGGUGCUGGAGGUUCCAAAUCCCCGCCCUCGAGGCUCUCGGCUAUGUUGUGGAGGCCGUGGACCUACCGUGCGUCAGCGGGGUGGUAGGUACGACGCAGUUCGACGACGCGGCCCUCGUACGGUCCGUUGUGGAAGCGCAGCUAUCUAUGGGUAAGCGCGUCGUCGUCCUAGCGCAUUCCUACGGAGGACCAAUUGCGAGUGCGGCCAUCGAGGGGCUGGCCGACAAAGGCGUCCUAGGGAUGGUCGCUCUAUGUGCCUAUAUCUUCCCUGGAGGCAUGGACCAAGGCGCGGUCAUUCGCGACAUGGGCGGCCUACCCUUCGUGACGUGGGACGUGCCGAGCGAAGGACUCUUCCUCCCCAAAGAUCCGCGCAACUUGUUUUUCGCUCCGGAUGUGCCUGCAGACCGAAUCGACUGGGCACUCCCGCAGCUUCGCCCUCAGAGCAUGGCCGCCAAUAUGGGCAUUGUGCCGCCGCAAGCCUGGCAGGACGACUCCUAUAGUGGGAGAUUAGGCUAUAUUAGGUGCACGGCCGAUGCUGGCAUCCUCCCAAUCGAACAGCAGGACGGCAUGGUGGCGGGCGCAGGUGGCCAGGAAAAGUGGCUAAUUCGCACACUCGAAGGAUCCGGCCAUAGCCCCUUCCUUUCGCGGCCGCAGGAGGUCGCGGCUGCAGUUCAGGAGAUCGUCAAUGAUUUUGAAGCCAAGCUCCGCUAG